CUUUGUCCUGCCUCUUGAAAUGACUGCUUACGUAGACAUGGAUUGCACUCUUAUGCACUCAAAUGCAUAUCAGGCCUUUGUUGAGCUCUUGGUCCUAACAGAAGAUAUUGCUAUCCAGAGGCCACUCCUUUCUCCUUAAAACCAGAACAUGCACAGUGGCAGCAGCACUACAUUCAAACGGGCAGGGACUCCACACUAGGAGUACACAUGGAGUAGACUAAGCCAGACCAAAGCCUCCUCUUUUCUACCUUAGAGACUGAUAAAUUAAAGGGAGGGUAUACUGAGCCAGCCUAGCCAUGGGUGAUGCUGUGAUGUCUGAUGAGAUCCAGAUGGUGGAGUCCAAAACCAGCGGAGAACGUCCAAAAUGGGACAACAAGGUCCAGUACCUUCUGACCUGUAUCGGCUUUGCUGUUGGACUGGGAAAUGUCUGGAGGUUCCCUUACCUGUGCCAGAAAUACGGAGGAGGUGCUUUCCUUAUCCCGUACCUGAUAGCUCUGGUGUUCGAGGGCCUGCCUCUGCUGCACCUGGAGCUGGCUAUAGGACAGAGGCUGAGGACGGGGAGCAUCGGGGUUUGGACCUCAAUCUCCCCGUUUCUGGGAGGAGUUGGUCUUGCCUCAAUGACGGUUUCAUUUUUGGUGGGUUUGUUCUAUAACACAAUCCUGGCCUGGAUCUUGUGGUACUUUUUUCACUCAUUCCAAAACCCCCUGCCUUGGGAGAGCUGCCCAAUCAACAUGAACAGAACAGGCUAUGUCACGGAGUGUGAGAAAAGCACACCAGUUAAUUACUUCUGGUAUCGAGAGACAUUAAACAUCACUCCAAACGUCGAGACGAGUGGCUCACUGCAGUGGUGGAUAGUGCUAUGCCUUGCUACAGCUUGGUUGCUGGUUUAUGUGUGCUUCAUACGUGGCAUUGAAACCAUUGGCAAAGCAGUGUAUGUCACAGCCACUUUCCCAUAUCUUGUGCUCACCAUCUUUCUGAUCAGAGCAUGUACCCUCCCAGGGGCUUCUCUGGGCCUUACAUACCUCUUCACACCUCAGGUGAGUACUCUGAAGAAUCCGAAGGUGUGGUUAGAUGCUGCCACGCAGAUCUUCUUCUCCUUGUCUUUAGCCUUUGGCGGACUCAUUGCAUUCUCCAGCUAUAAUCCCCAGAAGAAUAACUGUGAGCAUGAUGCUCUCAUAGUUGGAAUCGUUAACAGUGCCACGUCAAUCUUUGCCUCAAUACCUAUAUUUGCCAUUCUGGGAUUUAAGGCUACCGAAAAUUUCAAUGACUGCAUUGGGGGAAACAUCCUGGCCCUGACUAAUGCAUUCAACAUUGGAGAUGAGAACAUGACUUUGGAGAACUAUGAUGACUGGCUCACCCAUUUAAAUGCAACUGAUCCCAGUCUAGUGAUGAGCCUCCACUUGAAGAAAUGCAGUCUUCAAACGUUUCUUGACCAGAGUGCCUCUGGAACGGGUUUGGCUUUCAUAGUAUUUACCGAGGCUGUGAUAAAGAUGCCAGGGUCCCAAGUGUGGGCAGUGCUCUUCUUUGUCAUGCUUUUCAGCUUGGGCUUGUCCUCCAUGUUUGGGAAUUUAGAGGGAGUUUUGACACCUCUUCUGGACCUACAUGUAGUGCCCAAAUGGAUGCCUAAAGAAGUUUUUACAGGGUUGAUGUGUAUGGUGUCUUUCACUGUGGCCCUCAUCUUCACUCUGGGCUCAGGAAACUAUUGGCUUGAGAUUUUCAACAGCUAUGUGGGAUCGCUGCCUCUUCUUGUUAUUGCCUUCUUUGAAAUCACAGCAGUAGUUUUCAUAUAUGGGAUCAACAGGUUCAAUGAUGACAUUGAGUGGAUGACCGGUCGAAGGCCCAACCUUUACUGGCAGGUCACCUGGAGGGUCAUCAGUCCACUGAUGCUGCUCGUUGUGUUCCUGGCGUACAUCGUGGUUGAAGCGGGGGAAAAGCCAUCAUACUCUGCAUGGAAUCCAGACUAUGUAGGACAUUUUCUCGGCUCUACUGAUAAUUCCAUAAAGCCAUAG
Clupea harengus (Atlantic herring) is the source of this 2009-nucleotide messenger RNA. RefSeq names its product sodium-dependent neutral amino acid transporter B(0)AT3-like. Gene Ontology annotation, biological process: sodium ion transmembrane transport; nitrogen compound transport; amino acid transport. Bases 297 to 2009 code for a protein of 570 amino acids. The record is from RefSeq and is a predicted model, not a curated record. Gene Ontology annotation, cellular component: plasma membrane. NCBI's taxonomy places the organism in Eukaryota, Metazoa, Chordata, Actinopteri, Clupeiformes, Clupeidae. The transcript has 11 exons.